Molecule: messenger RNA, 2252 nt
Organism: Nezara viridula (southern green stink bug)
Lineage: Eukaryota; Metazoa; Arthropoda; Insecta; Hemiptera; Pentatomidae
Source: the annotation of a GenBank genome assembly
CAACGUAAUAGCAACAUUGUUGUUAUUUCACUGAUUCGCCAGCGCUGUUUCAAAGUUUUCAAGUUGUUCUAUGAUGAAAAUUUUUUUAUGAUAGAAUUUCACACCUCUAGUAUUGACAUGGUUCAGACCGUUUAGAAAUAAAUAUUCAAGAAUGUCUAUUUAGUGUCGUUUGGCUGCUUAAAUUAUAUUAAUUGUUAUUAAUUUUUACAUUAGACUUUAUUAUCAUUCGUAUGUGUGCUAAGUUUUACUUAUAAUUACUUCUGAAACCCAGAGAAGCAAAAUCAGAGGCAGUAUUUUGUAGUAUUUUAUUGAUGUGUUAAUAAUUAAUUUAAAACUAAUGAUGGCUGAUGCUGAAAGAGAAGAAGCACUUAGUCUUCAAAAUGAAUUCGAAUGGGUUCUUCAUAAAGAAGUCCACGCUGUACUCAAUCAGCUUAGCAAUAUUUUAACGGAGUGCCUCAGACGAUUUCCGAUGUCCUUCAGCUCUGAUGGUUCUCAAAAACACGAGAAAUAUGUUUUUAGUGGGUUAGAUCAAUUAAAAUGUGUCGUUUCUCUAUGUGGUGACAGUAUUACUCAAGCUGAAAUCAAUUUCAGAAUUCAACGACAACAGGUAGUUCAAUAUCGUACAUGUAUUCAGAGUGAGAACCCAUGGAGGCUGCACCAGAUUCAAGAUGCAGUUAACCAUUUGAAUCAAGCAAUAGUCUACAUCGAUAACGUAGACAAAAAUUAUAAUUUUAGAUCUUCAGAAGAGGUAUUGCAUGUAUUAGGAAGUAUUCUGGGAUGUUUACAAAGAGGUAGAACUUCUCUUAUACUUCCUCGUAAACGUACGGUUGUUGAUUUAAUGAAGAGUAGAAACAUGAGGAAUCUUGUUCCGAAUUUGCCUGAAGAUUUGGCUCUAAGUUUUUAUAUUCAAAGCCAUAAAUUGAUUGUUGCUUUGUACCAAGUCAGUAAUAUUCAUGGAAAUAUGAAAUUCGACAGCCAUCAAGCAGAAAUAUCAGUGCCGUGGCUGAAUGAAGUACUUGUUCUGUUCACUGUAGCCUUGCAGCUUUGUCAACAACUUAAGGAUAAAAUAGGUGUGUUCGCUCAGUACAGAGACUUCACCAUCAAUGCACCGUCUCAGCCAAUGCCAUGCGCAUAAAAUUGUUUCACUAUGAAUAAAUUUUACAUUUAACAUUACACAAAGUGUAUAAAGGUUUUAUUAAAUCUGAGUCACUGUGUACUAGUCGUUUUUAGACCUCUUUGUAGGUUUCAAUUAAAACAUUACAUUUUAUGUGUCAUUUAUUAAAUAUUUUAUCAAUUGUUAUGAUCUUUGAAAUCGCAAAAUCUGUACUUAAGUAUGUUUUUUUGAGUUAAUAAUAGUUCCUUCUUUUACUUAUAAUAACAAUUUUUUUUUAAAAACUGUUGUUUUAUUUACUAGAAAAUAAUAUUCAGUAUUUUAAAUUUUAUAGUCAUUGAUGAAACAUGUUUUUUGUACCUGGAGAACUUCACUUAUUUUCUCUAAGUAUGGUUUUUGUUACCGCAAUGGCAAAACUGAAACUUUACUUUUAAAAAGGAGUAAAAUCUCAUUUGUUUGUCACAAAAAAAAAAUUAUUUAUUUGUUAUUUACCAGUACAUCUACAUCUAUAUAUUUUUCUUUUGUAGAAUUUAUUAGUUGAAUAAGUAGAGUGUGUAAUGUUAUCGUAGUUAGUAGAAUUUAAAGUAAAGAAAAAUCAUUUGAUAAAAUAUUUUUAAUGAGAAUAGCUCAGUAUAAUCUGAAGUAAUAAUGUAUAAAGGCAUUCGGACUUAUUUAAAUAUUUAUAAACUAUCUGAUUGUUAAAAGAUUUUGAAAACAUUAUUUAAUAUGCGAUAAAGGUUUGAUUUAACCCCUGGCUUGGCAACAAUAGAUCCAUUAGAUUUUUUUUAAGCUGAAAAAUUGAUUUGUAUUCUUCUUAAUAUUAGCUCAUGCCUUCAAGGUUACCAUAUUACUUAUCACAGAGAAAAUGGAAGAGAACAUUAAUGAUCUUAGAAAAUUUCUGAAAUCGUAAUGAAAAUUCGUUACCAUGCCAAGCUUGGGGUUAAAAACUAUUAUUUCAGUAUGUGCUAAUAUUUAUUCGUACAGAAUAUAUGUUAUUUGUUCACUUUUUGCAUCACAAUUUAAUCAAGUGCUGUUUGCCAACUCCCUCCACCAACAAACAAAAUUUUAAAAAUAGGAAAAUAUUAUAAUACAUUUUUUAUUAAUUUUGACUCUGGUGUAUUAGUUAUGCAUAUAUUUGAUA